Thunnus maccoyii (southern bluefin tuna) is the source of this 5467-nucleotide messenger RNA. RefSeq names its product tetratricopeptide repeat domain 9B (gene ttc9b). The transcript has 3 exons. The record is from RefSeq and is a predicted model, not a curated record. Lineage: Eukaryota; Metazoa; Chordata; Actinopteri; Scombriformes; Scombridae. Gene Ontology annotation, molecular function: protein binding. The coding region runs from base 1371 to 2126 and encodes 251 amino acids.
UGUAUUUUCUCUCUUAACACACACAGACUGAGUUGCUGUAGUGACUCUGAACACAUUAGCUCUCACCGCCAGCCAUGACAAUAACAUAUGGAGGGAAUUAUGUUUUAACUGUACUCUUAACACCUGUGAUGUCUUGCUAUAAUAAAUUAUUCAUAAAUGUUUGUCUGUAGGCUGGUUGGAGGAGGAGCUGAUACACUGCAGGUCUGAUCUGUGAACCAAGAAUAUGGAUGUGAGAGUACAGAUGUUUACUCUCUUUGUCACUGCUUCUGGACUGAAUUAACCUCUUAUCGUGCUGCUGCUUAUGACUCAGAUGAAUCACACUUCACAGACUUGCGGCUGCUUAUAUGUACAUGUGGAGGAAAUGAUGUUACCACCUUGCAAAGAUUUAUGCAGAAACGACGGAAUCAUAUGUGGCUGGCUGGUGGUGCUGCACGUCACAUUGAAAAAAUUGGUGUAAUUAACACCAUGUCCCCUUGAGGUCGCUCUCUUCCUCCUCCUCCUCUGGCUCCUGCAGCCUCCUGCUGUCCGUCUCCAUCUCCUUGAAAAGCUUAUCAGCUGAAGUCAUCAGGCGCUCCGGUUUGGCCAUUAUCUGAUGUUUAUAGAUGGGGUAUCGAUUGAAGUAAAAGCUGAAUUUACCUGUAUCAGCUUUUUUCAAAAUUAUUGUGAGGGCUGGCCACGUGUAAACAAUGGGAGUGACGUAAUGUGUUAUCUUUUAUAAGGCUAUUAAUUAAACAUUUAAGAUAUAGUAACCUAAAUAGGCUUAUGGAGGCUGUCACUUAAUGGUGUCAAUAGGGCACCCUUUCCUGAUAGUUCAAUAAAUAUACAAAAAAGCUAUUAAUUAUUGGCAGAUAUGUAUUAUUGUGUAACUCAUACACUUGGUUAAUAUUUCUCUACCAAAGUGCAACGUGGUUUGAUAAAUAAUCAAUCGUAUCGUGAACAUUUCUGCACCUUUUUUUCCGCUUUUGACAUGCAAAAUUUGGACUGCAGCAGCAACGCCUCACGACUUCUGUUUUUUUUUUAUUCCCCCACAAUGCUGUGCGGUAGAGGUAGUCUUGUGUGCUGCUGUCUGUGGUGCUGAAGCUGCGCGUGCCUCGGAGCUCGCUGCCAUAGAAAUCCUCCCGAGCAUCCGUCCGCGAGAGGACCAGCACGAGGAAAACAGACGGAUGGGGGAUACAGGAUGUCGCUGCCAGCUGCUCUAGCCUUAUUUAUCUCUUUGUAAUUGAUUAAAAAAAAGCGGUUAGAGUUAUUUUUACAUCUAUUCCUCAAGCACAAACACGAGCAGGAAACGCUUCUGAAGCCGUUAUCUUGGCUGUUUUUCUCCGGUGCCGCCGCCUGCCCAGCCGUCUUUGCCGCUCUAUCACGCAUCAUUUAUGCACAGCACGCUGCUCCGGUCCUCCCCAACAAAACACACAUUCGUGUCCGAGCACCAUGGCCCGCUCCAGCCGCUUUCACUAAGAGACAUGGAAGCCAAACAGCACUCGAUAAAGAGCCUGAAAAGCUACCCGGAGACCGGCGGCCGGAGCCUGGCAGCUGCCGCCGGAGGCGACGGAGGAGGCGGCGGCGGCGGUGGAGGGUACCGAGCCGGCUCGGCUGAAAUGGAGAUGGAGUCGAAGAUCCAGAAAGCCAUCGACUUCAAGGCGGAGGGUCACCGCUGCUACAAGGAGAAGAAAUUUCGGGAAGCGAUAGGCAAGUACCACCGGGCGCUGCUGCAGCUCAAAGGGGUUCAUGUGGUCGACGGGACGACGGGAUCCGAGGUCAACCUGCUGAACCAAGCCGCCGCCAAGCUGACCGAGGAGCAGCGGAGAGCCGUGGAGAGCACCGAGAUCGAGUGCUACGACAGCCUGACAGCAUGUCUGUUGCAGUCAGAGCUGGUAAACUACGAGAGAGUGAAGGAGUAUUGUCUGAAGGUGCUGAGCCACCAGAGAGACCACUUCAAGGCCAUGUACCGCGCCGGCAUCGCCUUCUAUCACCUGGGCGACUACGAAUGUGCCCUACGUUACCUGCGUGACGCCAAGAACCGUGAACCCACAGACACCAAUGUGCUGCGGUACAUCCAGCUGACAGAGAUGAAGAUGAGCAAGAGCGGACAGCGGGAACGAGAGAGCGGCAAAGAGACCCAGGGCUAACCCUCGACCUUUUCACCCUCCUGACCCUUCGACCUUUGACCCUACAUCGACCCGGCCUCUCUCCACCUCUGUUAACCCUCGACAGCACAGCCCACGGACAGAAGAGACAGACCCAAUCACCUGCUAGAGCGAUUGGCGGGAGACAUAUCAAGCGCUGUCUGCAAACCACCCUAAUUUUCCAUCUUCUUAUCCCUCUCUCCCCUCCUCUUCCUCCCUCAGGUGCUGUGGUUCCUCUCCCUUAGACGCAGACAGUCAAGCAAACGUAAAAAAACAGAAAAACAACAAAAAAACAAGGAAACAGCUGUAUUAUACUCAUAUGAAUCAGUCCUUGUGGUGGAAUGAAAAAGGAGCUUCAAAACAUACUUAUGAAUAACAGACAUUUGCGUAAUUUAGUAAAUGUUUAAAAAAAAAAAUUUUUGUUUCUGCUCUCUCUCUCUCUUUUUCUCUCUUUCACUCUGCCUUCUCUCUCUCUCUCCGUCUAUCUCGGACUCUGAGGAGAAUAUCGGGGGUUGGGAAGCUCAACCAUGAGGGCAGGGGUGUGUGUGGAGGCAGUUUGUAAUAGCGAGGGGUGUGUGUGUGUGUGUGUGUGUGUGACACAUAUCAAGACCAUAUAGCCCAAUUUGAUUGUACAUCCAACCCAACAGGGCUCACUCAGGCCCCUUAAUCAGACUAUGAUGGGACAGAUGUGCACGAGAAAUCUUUCAUCUUGUAGAGAAAAAAAAAAAACCUGCCUCUAUGCUUAAUCUGUCGCUCUGCUGUCUCACUUUUCUUUCCUGGAUGCCAUGUAUCUCCAUUUCUGGACUGUUUUUUCUUUGUUAUUGUUUUCAAUUCAAGGGCUAAUUCAAGUGUUUGUAAUUCGUUCCUGAGGUUUUUCAUUUGCUUUCGCUGUUCAUCAUACUCAGCUGUUAAUAGCAUCUGCGGCAAAACGGACAAACUUCUGCAGCGGUUCUGCUGUUGUGGAAACUGGUGUGUCUUGAAUCUGUUGUCCGAAGCCCCUCCUGGGUCGUGUGUCAUUGUUGUUGUUGUUUGUUGUCGUUGAGACUGUCCAAGCCCCUCCCUCUCCUCUCCUCCUAAUCACCUCUCUCUGUUCUCCCGUUAAUGAUGUCACAACGGAAAAUAGCCAAUGGAAUCGGAGUUCCAUCAAACGCCCGUUGGCUAGAUGGAGAUCCGCUCUAACGUUUCACAACGAGCUGGAAAAAAAAAAAACUCCACAGCCAGAAACACAUUUCUACGAGGAGGUCCAACCUUUUAUCGCUAAUGUUGACGCUUCCCAGACAUCGAUAACAAACCAAGUAGACUCUGGGCAGCGUUAGUGCAGGGAAAACAAUCACAUCUGUCCUGACAUCUCAGACCACUCAGCUUUAGUGCAAUUCAACAAGAGUGUGCUGUUUGAGAUUUCUUCCGCUGUCACUUUAUAGUAUCUUGAUCGAUACAGUAUCUGUGUUUGUAAGUACAGAUAACACACAACAUUAGCAUUAGACAUCACUAUCGAUGAUAUCCAUGGCUAGCUGUCAAAAGAUACAUAAGAUAUGUGCUUCUCUUGUGACUUGUGAAGCCUAAUCAUUGAUAAUAUCGCUUUUAUUGAUAGCUUUACCACAGGCUCAAAUCUGCCUGCCCUGUUCUACGGAAGGUUGGAUUGAUCAUAUGUGAGAGCAUGACCUGAAUUUCCCUGAAACCCAGUUUCCUCUUUCCUGUGUGCAAGCCCACCUCCUGCAUGUAAUGUGCGGCUCCAGAGAGUUAUUUCAGACGUAUGGGAUAGGGAUUAUAUCUGCUCUAUUGCUCUCUCUCUUUCUCUCAUGGCAUGCUGCCACUCAACUGUUGGCUCAUACCUCUAUUUUAUCCAUUCUGCCCUUUAUAAACACAAAAAGAAGGUGACAGCUUGUGAUCACAGCAGUAGAAUAGGUAUCAAGUAGGAAGCAUAUCUGGAAAAAAAAAGGCAUCUGCUUCAGUCGAGGUGAGAGAUAAGCGGUAAAACCCAAUUUCAAGAGGGAAGUGGGAAUCAAAGAUUUCCCUUCUACAUUUUCCAGUGACCUGCUAGGAGGUAAAUAGGGACUUAAUUGUGUCAAUGGGACUCUAGAGAGAUGGCACCAUGCGUUGAAGAGACUGGCAUUAUACAGAGAGGCUCCGGUGGAGGGAGAAAUAGGCCAUCAUCAGCCCCAACAAAGCAGCUGCAGCUCCAAGUCACUCUGGCAAAUAGAAAAGUUUAGAGCCAGGAGAUUUAUCACCUAGCUGGCUGAAAGUAUGUGGACACCUGCAUGUUACACACCCAUAUAUGACUGCUGAAAACAAUACGUUGCUGUGACAGCCUCACUCCACCUGGCUGCAGAGAUUUGCUCCCAUUCAGCCACAAGAGCAUCAGAGAGGUCGAGCACUUCCUCCCAUAGGUGUUUGUUGGGGUUGAGGUCCGGGCUCUAUGAGGGCCAGUCAAGCUCUUCCACAUCAAACUGGGAAAACCAUUUCUUUAUAGAUCCGCCUUGUGCACGGCUGCAUUAUCAUAUUGAAACAGGAAAGGGUUUUCACCAAAUUGUUGCCACAAACUUGAAAGCACAACCUAGGAGUCAGGACCCACCAAAGGAGUCACAAGAUAAACCUAAAAAGGCCUUGAGAUUAGAGCUGCAACAGAAAAUUAAUUGGCAACUCUUUUGAUAACUGAUUAAUCAUUUUAAGUCAUUUUUUAAGAAAAAAAAUUCUGUACUUUCAGCGUCUUAAAUGUGUCCUUUCUUAUAGUAAACUGUAUAUUUUUGGGUUGUGAACUGUUUUUAUUUUAGGUUGCAUCUUGGGGAAUGGGGAUCAAUUUUCUGAAAUUUCAUUUUUACUGGUUAGUCAUAUCUCUGAAAAUGAUUCAAAGUGAAGACUCUGAGAAAAGAAAAUCACUCUUUGGUAACAAAACAUCACAACAGAGACACAUGCAAACCUGUUAAGAGAGUUUGUAAGUAAGUUGACAGAAUUUCAAAAUCCCCCCAAAAAUGACCAAAAAGUCUAAAAUAUGAUUGUAUACAGCAGUUUUAAGAUUAUCCUUGAUUGGAACGAAUAGCCCAAAAAAACUGGAGUUAUCCACAUUACUACGACAGGAUUGUCCACAUACUUUUUGCCACAUCUUCUGUCAUAAUCUGAGAUAUUUUCUGGGAUAUCAGUUAUAUCAAUAUGACAAUAGUUCAUAUUUAAUUACAUGACUCUAUUACAGCAACAUGAUCAAAUUUUCUGAACUUGUCUUAUAACUUAAUUUCUCAGAGACCAAAUUAACCCUUAGAUUACAUCAUAUCUGGUAGGGCUGGGCAAUAUGGACAAAAUCAAAUAUGAUAUUUUUGACCAAAUACCUCGAUAUCGAUAUUGUGACAAUA